Pterocles gutturalis (yellow-throated sandgrouse) is the source of this 3270-nucleotide messenger RNA. Its product is annotated as leucine-rich repeat serine/threonine-protein kinase 2-like. The record is from RefSeq and is a predicted model, not a curated record. The transcript is spliced from 21 exons. Gene Ontology annotation, molecular function: protein binding; protein kinase activity; ATP binding. NCBI's taxonomy places the organism in Eukaryota, Metazoa, Chordata, Aves, Pterocliformes, Pteroclidae. The annotation marks the transcript as partial. Gene Ontology annotation, biological process: protein phosphorylation.
GCUCGAGCUUCAACAUCCCCUGUCAUUCUUGUUGGCACUCAUUUAGAUGUUUCUGAUGAAAUGCAAUAUAAGGCUUGCAUGACUAAAAUUACUAGAGAGCUGUUGAAUAGGCGAGGCUUCCCAGCAAUCCAAGAUUAUCACUUUGUGAAUGCUACAGAAGAAUCCGAUUCCAUUAUGAGACUUCGGAAAAUCAUAAUAAAGGAGAGUCUUCACUUCAAGAUCAGAGAUCAGCCAGUGGUUGGUCAGCUAAUUCCUGACAGCUACCUGGAGCUGGAGAAGAGAAUUUUGCUGGAACGUAAAAAUGUCCCAGCUGAAUUUCCUGUGAUUGAUCAGAAACGCUUACUGGAACUGGUACAAGAAAGCCAGUUACAGUUGGAUGAAAAUGAACUCUCUCAUGCGAUUCACUUUCUGAAUGAAUCAGGUGUACUCCUUCAUUUUCAAGAUCCAGCACUACAGUUAAGAGAUCUGUAUUUUGUAGAUCCUAAGUGGCUAUGUAAAAUCAUGGCACAGAUUCUGACGGUGAAAGUGGAAGGCUUUUCUAAAUAUCCUAAGGGAAUUGUAAAGCGUUCAGAUGUGGAAAAAUUCCUUUUAAAGAAGAGCAAGUUUCCUAAGAUCUACAUGUCACAAUACUUCAAGCUUCUGGAAAAGUUUCAGAUUGCUUUGCCAUUAGGAGAGGAUCAGCUGCUAAUCCCAAGCAGUUUGUCUGAUCACAGACCUGUUAUAGAACUUCCCCACUGUGAAAAUUCAGAAAUUAUCAUCAGGCUUUAUGAGAUGCCAUACUUUCCUAUGGGAUUUUGGUCCAGGCUGAUCAACAGGUUGCUUGAAAUAUCACCUUACAUGCUGUCAGGAAGAGAACGAGCUCUUCGUCCUAAUAGAAUGUAUUGGAGACAAGGCAUCUACUUGAACUGGUCUCCUGAAGCUUAUUGUCUUGUGGAAUCAGCAGUAUUUGACAACAACCCAGACAGUUUUUUGAAAAUUACGGCACCUUCUUGCAGAAAAGGGUGCAUCCUUUUGGGGCAAGUUGUGGAUCACAUAGAUUCUCUUAUGGAAGAAUGGUUUCCAGGUUUGCUGGAUAUAGAUGUAUGUGGUGAAGGGGAAACACUGUUGAAGAAAUGGGCUCUGUACAGCUUUCAGGAUGGUGAAGAACACCAAAAAAUACUACUUGAUGACUUACUUAAAAAGGCUGAAGAAGGUGACCUUUUGGUAAAUCCAGAUCAACCAACACAUACCAUUCCAAUAGCUCAGAUUGCUCCUGAUCUGAUAUUGGCUGAUUUACCUAGAAAUAUUAUGUUGAACAAUGAUGACCUGGAAUUUGACGAAGCUCCUGAAUUUCUCUUGGGUGAUGGUGGGUUUGGAUCUGUGUAUCGUGCGUCCUAUGGUGGAGAAGAGGUUGCUGUAAAGAUCUUUAAUAAACAUACUUCCCUCAGGCUCCUAAGACAGGAGCUUGCCGUGCUUUGUCACCUCCAUCACCCCAGUUUAGUGUCUCUGCUGGCUGCUGCAAUCCGUCCCCGGAUGCUGGUGAUGGAAUUAGCCCUUAAAGGAUCUCUCGAUCGUUUGCUUCAACAGGACAAUGCAAGUUUAACGAGAACACUUCAGCACAGGAUAGCUCUACAUGUAGCUGAUGGUUUAAGGUACCUGCAUUCAGCAAUGAUCAUCUACCGUGAUUUAAAGCCUCACAAUGUGUUGCUCUUUACCCUCUAUCCCAAUUCAGCUAUUAUUGCAAAAAUAGCUGACUAUGGCAUUGCCCAGUAUUGUUGCCGAAUGGGAAUAAAAACCUCUGAAGGCACACCAGGGUUUCGAGCACCAGAGGUUGCCAGAGGAAAUGUUAUUUACAAUCAGCAAGCUGAUGUUUAUUCAUUUGGUUUGCUGCUUUAUGACAUUUUAACAGGAGGAGGUAGAAUAAUGGAAGGGUUGAAGUUUCCAAAUGAAUUUGAUGAAUUAGCAAUACAAGGAAAGUUACCAGAUCCUGUCAAAGAAUAUGGGUGUGCCCCCUGGCCUAAAGUUGAAAAUCUAAUUAAACAGUGUUUGAAGGAAAACCCUCAGGAACGACCAACAUCUUCCCAGGUUUAUGAGAUCCUGAAUUCAGCAGAGCUCAUCUGUUUGAUGAGGUAUGUUUCUAUACCCAGCACGUCCACAGCAGAAUGCAUGGUAGCUGCCAAUCAAAUCUGCAAGAAGGCAGGAGUCUGGAUAGGCAAUGGGAACACAGAAAGAGCACAGCUUUCGUUUGUUAAUCUAAAUACAGAUGGACACACUUGUGAGGACAUUGCAGAUAGUAAAAUUUUAAGUUUGACCUUAGUGACCCUUCCCACUGAGAAAGAAAACUGGAUUGUAGCAGGAACCCAGUCUGGUUCUCUGUGGGCAGUUAACACAGAAGAUGAAACAAGAAGGCAUCGUCUGCAGAAAAUGUCAGAUUCCAUCACUUGUUUAUACUGUAAUUCUCUUUCAAAGCAAAGCAAACAGAAGAAUUUCUUCUUGGUAGGCACAGCUGAUGGCAGACUGGCAGUUUUUGAAGACAGAGCAGUAAAGUGUAAGGGUGCUACACCUUUGAAGAUACUAACUAUAGGAAAUGUUAGCACACCACUGAUGUGCUUAAACGAAUCCUCAUACUUGUCUGAAAGAAAUAUGAUCUGGGGAGGCUGUGGAACAAAGAUCAUUGCCUUAACUAGUGAUUUCUCUGUUCAAAAGCUCAUUGAAACAAAGACAAGUCCGCUAUUCUGUCAUAAUGCUUACAGUGAUGCAAAUAUUAUUUCAAUAGCAAUAGACAAAUCCAUCUACUUGGCAAAGAAAGACAGCCAUUUUGUGGAAAUCUGGGACAAGAAGACAGAAAAACUUUCAGAACUAAUUGACUGUGCACAUUUUCUUAAGGACAAAGUGGAAAAACUAAAUACAGAAUCAAAACACAAACUGGCUUAUUCUGGAAGAGUAAAGACAAUUUGCCUGCAAAAAAAUACUGCACUGUGGAUAGGGACAGGAGGAGGACAUAUCUUGCUGCUUGACUUAUCAACACGUCGUCCUGUACGAGUUAUAGACAACUUCUGUGAUUCUGUUAGAGUCAUGAUAACAGCUCAGCUAGGGAGUCUCAAGAAAGCAGUCCUGGUUUUGGGAUAUUGCUAUAAAAGUGACACUGGAGACAACAAAUAUCACAAAGAAUUACAAUCCUGCGUGUCAGUGUGGGACAUUAACUUGCCCCAUGAAGUGCAAAACCUGAAGAAACAUAUAGAAAUGAGACAAGAAUUAGCAGAAAAAAUGAAGAGCUUUUCUUUAGACUGA